CCAGAAGAGUACGAGGAGCCAUAUUCGGAUGCCAAGAUCUGUGGCCAAACCUUCCGCUAUGGCAGCUCCCCUUCAGUGGACAGGCAUCUGGAGUGCAGUCCUCGCCCUCCCCCCAACAAACGCAUGGAGUUCAUCUACAUGCCUCCAAGCCAGCAAGUGAAGGAGAACGAAACCGCAUCCCUGGGGGUAAGAGUGCUGGAGCCUUCGCUUAGCUUGCCUGCUACCCCAGACAAACACACAGCCUGGACCCACGGAUCCCCCCUGCCCGCUCUGGAGGAAAAGAGAUUACAACAGCCCUGUUCCACUCAAGCCAACAUCGUCCCUAUCAACGUCUCAGGUAGAGUAGAUCGUGGCUGCGUGCGGGCGUGCAUGUAUGCGCCAAGUGGAAGUAGCAAUGGGCCCAUCCUCAACCCACCGGCCACCAUAGCCGAGUCCAUCUCUUGCAAUUUUGUCCCUGACGUGGUCAAUGGGAGGAGCUCCACUCGCCAAGCCCGUUCUCCUCAUUCCCGGCCCCAGCUGAGAAAGACCUUCAGUGAUCUUGGAGGGGUCCUACAGGGACGAGGUUGCCAAACCCAAGCAGGCCGUGCUGAGAACUCCAAGGUGAUGUAUGCCAGCCCAUUGUGCAACGGCCCCAGAGAGGACUCCGUCUUCUCCCCUGGUUGUGGCACAUCCUCCUUCUGCUACACCAACUCGCCUGCGAGUCAAAACCAGGUGGCAGCAGAGAGCGCCUCUGCGAUGUCUCCUUGCACACCUAGGGACACUCCAGAGGCCAAUCAGCCAUCUUCCUUCUUCAUCAGCCAAGACAAUAUAUCUGGGAGCAACGAGUGUGGGACGUUUUGCGCUUCUCCCGAGUCACCCUUGGAGGCUGAAGGAAGCUCAAGGUGUGGAAGAAGAGACCUCAAAGUCCCCAUGGCCCUUGUCAACACAAGCGAAGAGGAACCUUCCCAACUGGAGAGGGAACGAAUCAUGUGCCGGUUCCGCGAGAGGUCGCUCUCUGUCCCUACGGACACAGCCUCCCUGUGCUCAGUGGACAUUGGGGGCAGUGAGACCUGUGGCCUUAGUUAUCCCAGCGCCAGUUCAGAAGGGAGCACGAGCACCGAUAACCUCUCCCUGGCUGUGGAGCAGGAGGCCCGGAAACAACGCCGACAACGGACCAAGAGCAUCUCCCUCAAGAAGGCCAAGAAGAAACCUUGUCCACCCACCCGCAGCGUCUCCUUGAUCAAGGAAGGGCACGUCAGUGAAACCGAAGAGGGCGGUGAGGCACUGCCCCAGGAUCAGAGACCCAAAAGUCUUUAUUUGCUGCCUGACGCCCAGGUCCACCACCAAGUCCAAGGGGACCCGGCGAGGGAAUUGGAGAGCAGGUCAUACGUCCAGCAGGGUUUUGUUCCUGAAUGGAAUUCCGGGGAUCCGUAUUGCUCUUUGUCUGGAUCCAGCACUGCGACUGGGACCACUGUCAUUGAACUGUCCAAAGUACGUGGUAGUUCUGAGUCCCUCCCUUCUCCUUCCAUCUCCCGGGCCACCACCCCAUCUCACCUCUGUGCCGACAUGAGUUUGAAGACCUCUUCCCCGGGGAGGUUGACGGGGGUCAUGUCUCCUUCCAGCGGCUACUCCAGUCAAUCCGAAACGCCAACCCCAACAGUUCCUACAGCUGUGGUCCUGGGUCACGCUCCUCACCAGAGUGGACGGAUGAGGCCCCUCGUGCCGGAGAGGAAAUCUUCCCUACCUCCGGUUUCUCCCAUAGAGCGAAGCCCCAAGUCUCGUCUUUCCUUUGACCUGCCAUUUGCCCCGCCGACACAUCUGGACCUCUCGGGCUUGAAGAUCACACACAAAAGCAAAGCCAAAGUAAGCCGACACCACUCGGAUUCUACCUUUGGAGCCAAGUUGGGCCCCAAACUGAGCCCGGUGCAGCCAGUGAUGCCGAUGGUGACCCAGCUAGAUCUGCGUUCUGUCCGUUUGCGCUCCGUCAGCCGAUCCGAGACUGAGGAUAACCUGGACAGUCUGGAGCUACUUGAGGAACCUGGCAAGAAGAUCCGGCCCCCGGUGGCAGAAAAACCACCCCUCUCCCGAAGGCCACCCAUGCUGUUGCAUAAAACGCCACCGGUCCAGGAGGAGUCCCCUGUGAGCUCCCCGACUUCUCCGGUGGCACCCCAGGAGUUGGUCCCUGCAGAGAACAUUUAUAUGAUGGCCAGGAGGCCAGACCACUUGUGGGGGGCCAGCACAUGGAGCCCCACACAAUCCCCUUCUGCUGAGGGGGCAGCUUCUCCCACCCAAGGCAUCACAGGGACAUUCUUCUCCACUGCACGGAGGCUCUCUGAGGAAAGCUUGGAGGAGGAUGAGCAGACGAAGGCCAAGGUUUUUGAUGAGGCGGUGCCCGGGGGAGAGAGCCGUAAAACUAAAGUCCCACCUCCUGUCCCAAAGAAGCCUAAUGUGCUUUACUUGCCCUUGGCGACUUCCCCACUCCAUCCAGGGCCUUCUCCUGGGGAUCAGAGGUUGCCUCCUAGCCCGGUCAUCAUGCUAGAUGAGGAUUCUGCCUACUCAGAACUGGCCACCUACAAAGUGCCAUCUCCAGUUGCCAAUGAGGUGAAUGUAAGUCCAAUUCCUGCAGACCUGUCAUGGGGAGACAUUCCAGGGAAUUCUGUGGGUUUGAGGAGCAAAGAAAAAGGCUUUGUAAAUGACAAAACAGCCGAGUCCAUAACCGAGGAAGAUGACGAUGUCUUUGUGACAACCCGAACCACAGAAGAUUUAUUCACCGUCAUUCACAGAUCCAAGCGGAAGUUACUGGGUUGGAAGGAACCCACUGACUCCUUUGGCAACCGACCAAAUUCCCAGAUGCCCACCAAGACCAUCGCAGGGCUUGUGAUCAACGAAUGCCCUUCCAGCACAAGCAGAACCUCCAGCAAGAACGAGGACUUUAAGGCUCUCCUUCAGAAGAAAGGGGGCAAAGGAGCCUCAGGCAUCCGAACAUCUGCAGCCGAACUUCUCAAGACCACCAAUCCUUUGGCUCGGAGGGUCAUGACGGAGUUUACCGUGGACGGGACAAUCCCAGGCUCCAAAAUCCAGCCCUGAGUUUCUUUUAAAGAACUCUUCUUUGCAGUCUAUGCCCCUUAUACUUCUCAUCCUCUUCCGAGUUGAUGUUAGGAGUAAGUCUGUUUCCCCUUGAAGCUUCAGCAUUCCUGGUUGAUUUGUUCCCCGCAGCCAAAACUUUUUUCUGGGUUUUUAAUGGGCAGGGAGGAUGGUUGGGUGAAUCAGUGAGGAAGAGGAUGAGGAGAUGACUCUCUAGAUUCAAGAAAAGUGUCUUAAAUGAAGAGCACACCCAUCAUCCCUCGUGGAACUUGCCCCACACUUCUCCUCUUAAGAGACCGAAUUUUUCUUUCCUUUCCUGGGUUAGACCAAGAGAACUUGCACAAUGGAUGUAUCUAGAAAGGGCUACCACAGGUGGGUGUCAGAGUUAGGCCUUUCCUCCCUGAUUGCAUGAGGAACAAAAUCUCUCUCCUUCUCCUUCUCUCUUCCCUUCUUUCUCUCUUCCCUUUUUGCUCACUUUCCUUCUUUCUCUCUCUCUCUCUCUCUCUCUUUUCUUUUUCCAGGUGUACAAAAUUGGGAGCUCCUCAUGUUUGAUUUCUUCUCCGCAACAGCUAACUUGGAACUGUCCAGUUUCUUUGGCAUGUGGUACUUUUAAGUGCUUGUAGGAUUAUAAUAUGCAGCUGUUGUGGCUUUUCUUCUUUUUAAACACACACACACAUAAACACAAAAUCUGGGUUUUUUAUUUUUAAUUUUCAACUUUAGGUUUGCAAAACUUUUUAGGAGUUUUGACCAACGAGUCACUUUAGAGAGACGAGGCUGAAAACUAAGAGUUGUCUUUUGGGUACAAAUGCUUUUGUCCAAUUGAUGAAAUGUUGUCGAACGCAGGUACAGAUGGGGUAGAGCUUGCGUCACAACAAUGCAACACUGCUGUUGUUGCUUGCUCUCCCCUUGAUGGCUCCACACAGAGGAUGAAAACUGCUUAACAGGAUAUCCCUAGGGAGAUACUAAUCUGAAAACUAAUUUGAAAGAGAAUGGAGAAAAAAAGAUGGAGAUAAAUAUUGGUGGGGUUUUUUUCCCCCUCCCUUGUCAAAGCGAAGUUGGAAGAAUUUCCAGGUCUUCUUAAACGAGUUAAUGGGAUUUCUAUAUUUCUGGUCAUGCAGAGGCUGUCCUUUUUCCAUACGUAUUUUGGGAAACUGCAUAGAUCACUACUGGCAAAGAAUUCCUUUUCUCAGCCCUCUCCCCAAUUGUCUUUAAAGAAUACUCCCUGCCAACAUACUGGUGCACUUUGCAUAUUUAUAUAUAACUUAGGGGUCGGCAACCUUAAAUACUCAAAGAGCCACAAAGGUCCUAACCGAAAGCCCU
This is a messenger RNA of Thamnophis sirtalis, 4383 nucleotides long. Lineage: Eukaryota; Metazoa; Chordata; Lepidosauria; Squamata; Natricidae. The record is from RefSeq and is a predicted model, not a curated record.